Molecule: messenger RNA, 1088 nt
Organism: Bactrocera latifrons
Lineage: Eukaryota; Metazoa; Arthropoda; Insecta; Diptera; Tephritidae
Gene: Jhbp5
Product: circadian clock-controlled protein
Exons: 2
Coding region: 387-1088 (233 amino acids)
Source: RefSeq, a predicted model, not a curated record
AAGUUAAACGAGUAGGGCAUAUAUUUGCAAUAAACGUGGGKUGUAUAUGGCAACAAUAAUUUAUAAAUGAACAAUAGUAAAGCGCGUAGUCAGCAAUGUCAACGGUUGACCUACGAARACUUCGUCUACCACCUUCAAAAAUGCAGCUCAGCAAUUUGUGCUAUAAAUAAAAAGCGAUAUUUACCUACUAUAUAUAGAACAUAUCUUACUGAAUGGUGUUCUAUACACGAUUUGAGAAGCAAAAUGCAACUUUGUACUUUUUUAAUGUUGUUAACCACUUAUAGUGGCGUUGUGAUGGCAGGACCCAGCAUUGAAAAGGAGCGUGCGCAAUUACGUGAGUUUAAGGCUGUGCAAAAGAUUUAUUUAUAUUUUAUUAACCUAACCUGAUGACGCCACGUAUUACCUCCGUAGCUUCUUUUGUGAAAAUAUGUCGACGCAGUGACCCAAAUUUAGAUGUGUGUGCACGUAAUUCCGUGCUUGCCAUGAGAGAGCUGCUGCAUUAUGGCAUUCCAGAGCUCUUUAUACCACCGAUCACGCCAUUGGUUGUGCCUGAAAUUAGAAUGGAUCAAGAUUCGGGCGCAAUUUAUCUGCAUUCCACUUUCAAAGACAUUACCGUUAACGGUUUGGCUAACUUCACGCUCAACGAGCUACACAUAAAUCCGCAAAAAAUGCGAAUGACACUGAUGAUGAGUGUGCCAAAUGUGACAAUGAAUGCAAAGUAUAAAAUGAAGGGCAAAAUUAUGAUGAUGCCACUGAUGGGCGAGGGUGAUUUCAAGGCGAACUUCUCCAAUGUAGAGUUGAGCACGGUUAUUAACGCUGAGCGUUAUACCAGAAAGGAGCGCCUUUAUGCCAAAGUGAAGGAUGUCAAGGUGAACUAUAAACUUGGUAAGGCGGACUUGCAUUUGAGCAAUCUUUUCAAUGGUGACCACGCGCUUGGCGAACGUAUGAAUACAUUUGUGAAUGAAAAUUGGGAUUCACUCUCGAGUGAGCUGCGUCCUUUGUUGGAGACUUCAAUAUCGGAUAUAGUGCGCGCUUCGGCGGAGAAGAUAUUCGAUACUUACAGCUUUGAUGAGUUGCUACCCGAGUAA